GAUGGUCCCAAAAACUGGUACCAGUUGUCAUCCGAUUUCAGCCUGUGCGCCGGCCUCAAGCAGUCUCCCAUCGAUCUGAAGACUUUGGAAUCUCAAUACAAUAGGAACAUUGGUGAUUUCGUUUUCUCGUCGGCGUACCGAAAUUCACUAAACGAUGUAUCAGAGUUGGAACUGCUGAACAAUGGCCACACGUUCAACCUGGACAUAAAGUACAACCCGGGUGUAGCAAUCGCCAAUCAACCAACAAUGAAUGGAGGUGGUCUGCCGGGGACCUACCUACUCGCGGGGGUUCAUGGGCAGUGGGGUAGUGAUGACAGCAGGGGCUCCGAACAUACAUUUAAGAGCAGGCAGUAUCCUCUUGAACUACACCUCAUUCAUUACAAUACAAAAUACAAAAGCUUGAACGAAGCAAUGGCGCAUGCUGAUGGUUUAGCUGUCCUCGCUGUCCUAUGCCAAGUUUUCAGCUCAACCAUUGGAGAAAUUCUCAGACUUGUCGGUUCCGUCAAAGAAUCAGGUCGGUCCGUUCAGGUUAAAAUAAAGCCAUUUCUUCUACUGCCUCAAGAGAAAGGGUCGUUCUUCAGAUACCCUGGUAGCCUUACUACUCCUCCCUGCUCUGAAAUUGUCAAUUGGACCGUCUUUAGAAACUUUGCUGAAGUUAAAAGAAAUGAAGUCAGUACAUUUUGCUGUUACUAUCAUUUUUUAAAUAAUUCAAUUCAUUCUAAUUAA
Messenger RNA from Helobdella robusta, 726 nucleotides. RefSeq lists its product as hypothetical. NCBI's taxonomy places the organism in Eukaryota, Metazoa, Annelida, Clitellata, Rhynchobdellida, Glossiphoniidae. Gene Ontology annotation, molecular function: carbonate dehydratase activity; zinc ion binding. The annotation marks the transcript as partial. The transcript is spliced from 5 exons. Gene Ontology annotation, cellular component: plasma membrane. The record is from RefSeq and is a predicted model, not a curated record.